AUGGAGAAGACCUACUCAUUGACAGCACACUACGAUGAGUUUCAGGAGGUGAAGUACGUGAGCAAGUACCAGAGUGGGACCCUGCCCAAUGGCUUUGCCCUCCAGCUGGGCGCAGGGGCCAAGAAGCGCCGUGGGGGGCUGCCACGCUGGAGCCGCCGGGAGGUCUGUCUGCUCUCAGGGCUGGUCUUUGCUGCGGGGCUCUGCGUCAUCUUGACGUGCAUGUUGGUCCUCAAGUACCUGGCGGCCGAAGGGGACAGCUACUGCCUGGAGGGGUGCCAGGAGAAGAAGGCCUUCCUGAGGGCAUCCCGCUUCCUGAGCGCCAACAUGGACUCUACCAUCGACCCUUGCCAGGACUUCUACUCCUUCGCCUGUGGCGGCUGGCUCCGGCGACACGGCAUCCCCGAGGACAAGCUGGUGUACGGCACCAUCGGGGCCAUCGCCGAGCAGAAUGAGGCCAAGCUGCGGGCGCUGCUGAGCCGCCCCGUGCGGCGCCGAGCCCGCGCCUCGGCAGAGAGGAAGGUCAAGGAGUUCUUCCGCUCGUGCCUGGACCGGGCUGAGAUCGAUCGGCUCGGCCCCCGGCCCAUGCUGGAGGUCAUUGGGGAGUGCGGUGGCUGGGAUGCCCCUCCGGACCGCAGGGACAUCAACGAGCUGCUCUACAAGACUCAGGGGGUCUACAGUGCUGCCGUGCUCUUCUCCCUCACCGUCAGCCUGGACGAGAGGAACACUUCCCGCUACGUCAUCCGGAUCGACCAGGAUGGGCUGACCCUGCCUGAACGGACCCUCUACCUUGGGCAGGAUGAGGAGAGCGAGAAGAUCCUGGCUGCAUACCGAGUGUUCAUGGAGCGACUGCUCACCCUCCUGGGGGCUGAGCACGUGGAGCAGAAAGCCCAGGAGAUCCUGCAGCUGGAGCAGCACCUCGCCAAUAUUACAGUGUCCGAGUAUGAUGACGUGCGGAGGGACGUCGGCAGCAUGUACCACAAAGUGACCCUGGCCGAGCUGCAGCGCAUCACCCCCACGCUCAAGUGGAAGCGAUUGCUGGACCGCAUCUUCCACGACAGCUUCUCGGAGCAGGAGGAGGUGGUGCUGCUGGCCACCGACUACAUGCACAGGGUGUCUGACCUCAUCCGUGUGACACCCAGCAGGAUCCUUCACAACUACAUGCUGUGGCGCAUCGUGGUGGUGCUGAGCGAGCACCUCUCCACCCCGUUCCGCGAUGCCAUCCACGAGCUCUCCAAGGAGAUGGAGGGCAAUGAGAAGCAGCUCGAGCCGGGUAAGAUCUGCCUGAGCCAGGCCAACAAGCACUUUGGCAUGGCCCUGGGAGCCCUCUUCGUUGAGGAGCACUUCUCCUCUGCCAGCAAAGCCAAGGUGCAGCAGCUGGUGGAGGACAUCAAAUACAUCCUUGACCAGCGCCUGGAUGAGCUGGACUGGAUGGACGAGGAGACACGGAGAGCAGCCAGGGCCAAGCUCCGGUAUAUGAUGGUGAUGAUUGGGUACCCCGAUUUCCUCCUGAAGCCAGAGGCCAUCGACAAGGAAUAUGAGUUUGAGGUGGAUGAGAAGACCUACUUCAAGAACAUCCUCAACAGCAUCGCCUUCAGCAUCAGGCUCUCGGUGAAGAAGAUCCGGCAGGAGGUGGACAAAUCUGUGUGGCUGCUGCCUCCCCAGGCACUGAAUGCCUACUACCUGCCCAACAAGAACCAGAUGGUGUUCCCUGCUGGCAUCCUGCAGCCCACCCUCUACGACCCCGAGUUCCCGCAGUCGCUGAACUAUGGUGGGAUUGGCACCAUCAUUGGGCACGAGCUGACCCAUGGCUAUGAUGACUGGGGGGGACAGUACGACCGGCACGGGAACCUGGUGCACUGGUGGACGGAGCGGUCGUACAGCAAGUUUCUGAAGAAGGCGCAGUGCAUUGUCAACCUCUACGACAACUUCACUGUCUACAACCAGAGGGUGAAUGGCAAACACACACUGGGGGAGAACAUCGCUGACAUGGGGGGGCUCAAACUCGCCUACUACGCCUACCAGAAGUGGGUGCGGGAGCACGGCCCCGAGCACCCCCUGCACCACAUGAAAUACACACACGACCAGCUCUUCUUCAUCGCCUUUGCCCAGAACUGGUGCAUCAAGCGGCGAUCCCAGUCCAUCUACCUGCAGGUGCUGACAGACAAGCACGCCCCGGAGCACUACAGGGUCCUGGGCAGUGUCUCGCAGUUUGAGGAGUUUGGACGUGUCUUCCACUGCCCCAAGAACUCGCCCAUGAACCCGGUGCACAAGUGCUCGGUGUGGUGA
Molecule: messenger RNA, 2286 nt
Organism: Pseudopodoces humilis (Tibetan ground-tit)
Lineage: Eukaryota; Metazoa; Chordata; Aves; Passeriformes; Paridae
Gene: ECEL1
Product: endothelin converting enzyme like 1
Biological process (GO): protein processing
Cellular component (GO): plasma membrane
Molecular function (GO): metalloendopeptidase activity
Source: RefSeq, a predicted model, not a curated record